GAAGCGUGCUCCACUGUUUGGGGAAAUACCUUCCAACGAACGGUGUUUCCAGACUUCCAACAGAGUGUCUUAGCUUUCAGUUUGGUUUAUUUGCCAACAACAAUUAUCGCUGCGUCUUUAAAAAAAAAAAAAACAACAAAAAACAAAACAACAGCGCCUCUGUGUUGUUUGGUCGGUCGCUGUCUGCGUGUGUCUGGAGGGGAAACGGUUCAGACUUGCCCUGACUGCCAGCAGCUGCACCAUGUCCGAUGUAAUUCUGCUGCUCCUCAUAGUCUUCCUCCUGCUGUGUCUGGCGCUGACGGUCGGUGGGCUGCUGGUGUACUCGGGGCUCUUUUCGGACGUGGUCGUUAAAACGGGAGCCCCUCCGAUCAGUAAUGCCACCGUCGCCUACAAGUUCAAGCAGGGCGCCUACAAAGACUGCGGUGCAGCCUACACAGAAAGCUGCAGCAUCUGCCCCAAGCUCAAGUCCAUCGGGAUUUUCUACGAUGACCCCAAACAGAGGCCUCCAGAGAAAUGUCGCUACAUCGUGGGCAGCAUCCUGUGUGAGGGUGAAGAGAAGCCAGAUGAAGACCUGCUGAAGCUUUACAAGACGUUUGGCUUCAAGGUGUUUUCUCUACCAGAAGUGAGCCAUGCUGUGACCGCCACCUUCCCGUCAACUACCAAUCUGUCCUACGUUCUGGGUCCUUACAGGGUUUAUCCCCAACUCACUUCCUACAUUGAGGAGAGGAAACUAUUUGCCAUCCCAUUUAUUGAGAUCUGCCACUCAGAUGUCAUCAAUUACAUGGUUCCAUUGUCUCGUCAGAUGGACUUUUUCGUCCCAGAAAUGACAGAGGAGCCCAAAACUGGCGUUAAAGACGAGGACUCUGAUGAGGACAGAGGAACUGACAUUACAGGUGCAGAUUCCCACAGUGAUGUAAGCUCAGUAAGCGGCGGUGUGCCAUGGGACAGCAGGGAGACAUCCCUGGCAGCAUCCACGGCCGCCUCUCUGGCCUCCUCUCUGCCCCUGAGAGACAUAAUGGACUCAAACGAAGACAGUAAGCCUAUGGAUUACAGCGAAAGAGGUUCGAAUGACUCUGUGGGCAGCGGCUCGUCCUUCGAAGAACUUGACAUGGACCAGGAGGAGCUGGAGGAUGGAGAAGAGACAGAGGAUGGGAAGGAGAAAGGCUCCCCUGAAAAAAAAGAGGAAGGAGCUGGAGAAGAAGUUGGACUGGUUGCUAAGAAGAAGCCCCUGGGAGACGGAGAGAAGUAGUAAGGACGCUGAAUAAAUAAGGGACGUUGCCAUGUGACUGGCAUGCUAGAGUGUUUCUCAGCUGGGCAGUUGUUGGUUGUCUGUCAAAGUUGUUGUUGGAUCUAAUGCUGUUCAUGUCCCUACCAACACCACAUUUUUCUGCACCUUCUAACGAAGCCUGUACGUUUUCUUUAACAUAAUCUCCGACAUUAGAAGUAAGCCAAGAUUGUGUGCUUAAAUGCUGCCAGUACAAAAAAGUUAAUGAUGUGCUGCAAGAAGAGGUUUCAUUUCAGUGAAGUUCAAACAGUAUAUUUUUGUGUGACUCUUGGUUCCAGGUCCAAGUUCUACAAGUAUUUGUCUCAGAUUUUUGGAACAUUGGUUAAAAAAAAGUACAUAAGCUGAUGCUGCUGAAGGGAUUAGACCCUUUUUUUAUUUCAAUGAAGAAUUUUUUUAAUCUGAGGCAAUAAACAACUUUUUCACUUCACCACCAGGAAUAAAACCUAAAAUUCAACCAUGUAAUGUUUUAUUUGAGAGUGUACAGGACAUUUAAUCAUCUCUCUGUACUCAGAUAAUUGCUUUUUAAUGCAAUUUGUCUUUCUUUACAUGGGUUUUUAACCCACUCGUCACCUAGUUUAUGUUCUUCCUGAGGUAGUCAGAAUCCACCUUCUAUUAGAAACUAGGUGUGAUCUCUUUGUAAGAUGAUAUUGUAAAGGAAAUGUAGAGAUGUAUUGCCAUGUUUGUGUCUCUUUGUGUUGAAUAAAAUUUUCAAAUGGAAGGUUUA
This is a messenger RNA of Girardinichthys multiradiatus, 2009 nucleotides long. It is a transcript of the gene tex264a, whose product is annotated as testis expressed 264, ER-phagy receptor a. Lineage: Eukaryota; Metazoa; Chordata; Actinopteri; Cyprinodontiformes; Goodeidae. The coding region runs from base 242 to 1249 and encodes 335 amino acids. The record is from RefSeq and is a predicted model, not a curated record. The transcript has 4 exons. Gene Ontology annotation, cellular component: endoplasmic reticulum membrane; nucleus; replication fork. Gene Ontology annotation, biological process: protein-DNA covalent cross-linking repair; reticulophagy.